AUGAGCUUCGACAUGCGGUCCAUGUCGUAUUCACUCGGCAGCGAUGCUAUGCAAUUUCCUCCCUCUGGCCUGCAGCGGAAACACAUCUGCGGCCUGGUGGUCGCAGAUUUCCUGAUAACAGGUACAUCUGCUGGAGAUGUGUGUGUGUUCAGCUUGAAGACGAAGGUUUUCCGCACCGCCCUUCCCAUUUGCAACAACGGUGUUACAGGGAUAGCGCAGUAUGGAGACUUCCUCUUCGUGGCUGGUGGCGACGGCAGGGUAAAAGCGGUUCGUGGCUUUGACACGCAUUGGGACGUCCUCGCAGAGAACGUGCUAGAAGCUGGAGUGACGGCACUGACGCCUUCGGCCGAUGGUGCAGAGCUAAUUGCUGGUACAAGGAAUGGCAAGAUGUGGAGACUUCUGUCCUCGGAUCUAACAGCCACCUUGCAAAGCGCCUCGCACACUGGCGAGGUGACAGAUAUUUCGUUUGGAGCGAAAAGCGAUGUGGUGUGCACCACAUCGGACACCGGUGAGGUGUUCCUCCUGGACCUUUCGGACUACAUGCCCGUCACCUCGGCCCUGGCGAAGUCACCGGUUCGAAGUGCCGUCAUUGCCAGCAAUGGAGAGAUCCUUGCUGGUUAUGACGAUGGCUUCCUGCGCGCAUGGUCUGCCGAGAAGGGCAGCAGCAGACUGCUGUGGCAGGUGAACUGUCACAGGCAAGGGGUGACAGUGGUGCGGGAGUCCUCCAACUUCAUCGUGACCGGUGGUGGAGACAGUGCCGUGCGCUUCUGGCAGCGAAGCUCCAGGGAACUGCUUUCGUCUUUCCAAAAUCACCGCAAGCCAGUAGCUGACCUCGUUUUAGACGAG
This is a messenger RNA of Symbiodinium necroappetens, 846 nucleotides long. The record is from the annotation of a GenBank genome assembly. Lineage: Eukaryota; Dinophyceae; Suessiales; Symbiodiniaceae.